Molecule: messenger RNA, 2127 nt
Organism: Trichobilharzia regenti
Lineage: Eukaryota; Metazoa; Platyhelminthes; Trematoda; Strigeidida; Schistosomatidae
Source: the annotation of a GenBank genome assembly
GCCAUUUAUGCAAUAUUUUUAAAAUUUCUCGUGGUACAAUAAAGGACUUGCGAAGCCUGAUGUCUACUCGCAAGCCUGCGCUGUAGAUUUUGUUCGGCUAACAGCUUGAAGGCUUAAUAUUAGUUUAUUUGCAGCACAUUCUUUUUAGGUCGUACCUCAAGGUCAUUCAUCGCGGUGAUAUAUGGCCGAGCCGGACAAGUUAAACAUUGACAGCUUGAUUUCGAGACUUCUGGAGGUUCGUGGGUCUCGUCCAGGAAAAAAUGUGCAACUAACCGAAGCUGAGAUCAGAGGUUUGGCUCUUAAGUCGAGGGAAAUUUUUCUUCGUCAGCCAAUUUUAUUGGAACUUGAAGCGCCUUUAAAAAUAUGUGGAGAUAUUCACGGCCAAUAUUAUGACUUGUUACGCCUUUUUGAGUAUGGUGGAUUUCCUCCAGAUGCUAAUUAUCUAUUCUUGGGCGAUUAUGUUGACCGUGGAAAACAGUCAUUGGAAACGAUAUGUCUCCUCCUAGCUUACAAAAUAAAAUAUCCCGAAAACUUUUUCUUGUUGCGUGGAAACCAUGAAUGCGCUUCAAUCAAUCGCAUAUAUGGAUUUUAUGACGAAUGCAAGAGGAGGUACAACAUAAAAUUAUGGAAGACGUUUACUGACUGUUUCAAUUGUUUACCAAUAGUCGCCAUUGUUGAUGAGAAGAUUUUCUGUUGUCAUGGUGGUCUCUCUCCCGAUUUGCAUUCCAUGGAGCAAAUACGGAGGAUUAUGCGACCGACCGACGUUCCUGAGCAGGGUUUACUAUGUGACCUUCUUUGGUCAGAUCCAGAUAAAGAUAUAACCGGUUGGGGAGAAAAUGAUCGUGGUGUCAGUUAUACAUUUGGAGCAGAUAUUGUCACUAAAUUUCUUCAUAGUCACGAACUCGACCUUAUAUGCAGAGCCCAUCAGGUUGUGGAAGAUGGUUACGAAUUUUUCGCUAAACGUCAACUAGUAACAUUAUUCUCCGCACCUAAUUAUUGUGGAGAGUUUGAUAACGCUGGGGCAAUGAUGUCUGUUGAUGAAACUCUUACUUGUUCUUUCCAGAUAUUAAAGCCCGCAGACAAGAAGAAAUUUAAUUUCGGGUCAUUGAAUUCCGGUUGGCCUUCUACUCCGCCAAGGAACUCCAAGCUUAAAGACAAAUGAAUUCCAUAUAAAGGCUUUUUGCUCCGAGUGGAACAUAGAUUUUCAACAUCACAUGCCCCUAUUUCAUCUUGUUCUCUGAAGUCCUCUUUAUCUGGCUCUAGGAAUGCCCACAGACUCUCACAUGGUCUCAUCCAUGUCAUCCACGGAACCACAUUCAACUCGUUCGGGAUUCGGGUUUCAGUUUUAGCAAUAGCACUCGACAGUCUCCUCAACAUGUACGCAAUCUAUCAGUAUUUCACUCUGUAUAUUUGCUGAGCAAUAUGUUCUUGGUUGGCUGGUUACACUGCAGAGUCCUCUCUGUUGCUAAACCUUUCUAGACAGCGAAGAUGAUUGUUGAUGAAAGUUAGAAGUAAACUGUUCGAAAUGCGUUUGAUGGCACGCCAAGCCUCUAAACUGGACGGAAGGACUGACUGAUUUCAUAUGAGUGUUGAAAAAGCAAAUCUUGUUCUUUAAGCAAAGUAAAGUUAAUUAGAUUAAUUACUGGUGAGUUCGCCUUGUAAUUGCAAGUUCCUGUGUUCGAACCCCUGUGGUGGAUGCAAGCUGUUGAAGAGCCCCAAACUAGGCAGACGAAACAACUGUCCAUUACACCCAGCUGUUUUGUUUCCCACAGUGGUUCUUUAAUUGAUUUCAGCUCAUAAUAAAAUCCUCCAACCAAUCAAAUUACUGACGCUUGAUGAAUUAAAUGUUUCCAUAUCAGUUAUUAGCUAAACAUAUGAGGACCUUGAAUUUCUACGUGAAUGUUGUAAAACCUUCCAUUUAGCUUUUUUGUGCUAUCUAGUGAAAGGAAGUACAAAGCAAAUAAUAUUUAGUGGAUAAAAUUAGUUCUCAUCUCACCCCUGUGUGAAUUUAGAUCAACUGAUUUUAGAUCAUAUCAUGUAAAAUGGAAGAGACUCUUAAAACUGACAACGACUAUGGUACGUAUCUUGGUUUUUUAAUGUAAUAGUGUGGUGAGAGCAGGCUGCUAG